GUUCGAUUCCUGCUCAGGCAGCCAAACCAGAGAAACUCAGAAAGUCCCUCUGCUCCCCGACUUCCAGGUUUUCCAGACAGCAGCUGGGCCGGAGGGCAGGAAAUUGAUGGACGCAGAAGGGUUCGGGAGCCGGAUCUGAUUGGAAACACCGACGACAAGUCCAAUCAUCUCCCGGAGCUUUGGAGCGAUUCCCCCUCAAUCGUCUCCAUGAUGGACCUGGAGGAGGAGCUGACUUGUUCCAUCUGCCUGGAUCUCCUUAAGAACCCCAUCACCCUUGAGUGUAGUCACAACUUCUGUUCCACCUGCAUCACUGCUCAGUGGACCACGGUGAAGCAGGACACCCCACGUUCGGCACAGCUCCACUGUCCCGAGUGCUGGAGGCCGUGCCAGUGGGACCCAUGUGUCCGGGACACUCGGCUCCAGAGUCUGUUGAGGAAGCUGACGUCCCACCAGGACCUGGAGAUGCUUUCCCAGAAGGAUGACCUGGAGAAGGAGCCCAGGGCACUGCAGUUGGUGAAGUGUUGCCCCUCAGAGGGCCCCAAACUGGACAUUUACUCACUGAAUUACUGCCUGAUGAACCCCAAGGUUGUAGAUACCCAUGUCUGCCUCAUCACCAUCCUGGGGGAGCAGCGCACAGGGAAGUCCUUCCUACUCAACCAGAUACUCCUGGCGCUCGAGGCAAUGGAAUCUGGCCAGGGCAACUGGAGGCCACAAGGAAGGGAAUAUCGGCAGGGCUUCCAGUGGGGCGGAGGAAGCGACACCAUCACAAAGGGUGUGUGGAUAUGGAGUCAUCCAUUUCUGCUGGACACGAAUGCAGGGAAGGUGGCUGUGUUUCUGCUGGACACAGAGGGAACCAUGGCCCCGGGCCAAAACAAGGAGACAAGUGUCAAGCUGUCGGCUCUCAGCAUGCUGUUUAGCUCCUACCAGAUCCUCAAUGUCUCCAGACAGCUGAAAGAGACAGACCUGGAAUAUCUAGAGAUGUCUCUCCGCGCUGCUGAGACAAUGGGAAACUGCUAUGAGAUGGAAGUAGUUCAGCACUUAGAUCUCUUAGUUCGUGACUGUUUUUUCGCAACGGAGUUUGGAUGGGAGCCAGGGAAGGCACACAUGACUGAUGUCAUCCACAAACAGUUUGACAGUUAUCCCAAGGUCCAGGAGAUGAUGCAGAGAGGCCGGACCCAUUGCUAUCUCCUGCCCUUCCCGGGGAAGAAGAUGGUGACCAAAGCUGGGGGAAACACUGCUGAUAUGGAUGACGAGUUCCAUAGGCAUCUGCAGGCCUACAUCGGAGAUGUGCUGUCAUCGGUCACCAGUCAGGUGAAGAGUCACCAGAAAGGCCUGUUCACUGGAAGCCAGUUAGCUGAUGCGAUUGAGAAACUGUCCAACCUAAUGAGGCGAGAGAAGUUUGGGUUCUCCUCCUCUGUUGAGGAUCUCUCCAACCUAAUGAGGCAUGAGGAGUUUGGGUUCUCCUCCCCUGUUGAGAUUUCCAUUCGUUUCCAAGCCUGGAAACUGAAGAAAGACAAGAGAAAGGAAUUUGAGGAGUUUUUGCUGGAGCAGAAUCAGGCCACCAAGCGACUGUUCUCUGCCCUCCAUGUCAGACCAAGGGCCAUGCGGGCCCGCAUAGACAAAAAGAGGGACGACAUCUUGCACGCCUUCUCUGACGCCUACAAGGGCCAUGACCAGAGCAAGGCCACAGAGACCUUAAGGAAGGAGCUUCAGGACAAGGAAGAGAUGUUCUUGAAGGCUUAUUUCAAACGUUUCUGUGGCCAUGCGGCUGCCGUUGGUGGGAUUUCAGGGGCCGGGCUGUUGACCGUGAUAGGAGGGGCGGUGGGGAUUGGCGUGGCAUCAGCCGUAGUGGCAGCAGGGGCUGCUGAAUUGGCGAUCGCCGGGGCUGCAGGGGCUGGGGCGGGAAUCGGAGUGGGGGCUGGGCUGGGGGCUGGAGUGGGGGCGGGGGUGGGGGCUAGGAUGGGCCGCAGAAAUGAGAAGGCGGAGUGGGAAAGUGAGGAGGACGAGGAGCCUCUUUUCCAAGAUGAGAGGUGAACUCUGGAAAUCAGCCACCUGAGGACUUCCGCAGGCCAAUGCGGAAUCCUCCAGAGGUGGCUGACUCCCACAUGCAUAUAACCUGGUUGUGGGCCAGGAUUGUGUCUUUUUUUGGCUGUGUUGUACUCUCUCAAUCUCUUAGUAAAGUGCUUUUGGUACAGUAAGCGCUCAAUAACUAUGAAUGAAUGAUUCCUCCCGAGGUAGCCGACGCCUACAUACAUAGAAACCUCUACACGUGGCCGACCGCUCCCUGCAUUUCAGAUGAAACUUGUGCUGGCUACAACCUAAAUACAAUUUGCAUCCAGUAAAUUGUUUUUUGGGGGGAGGAGCUUUGCUUUUUUCAUCAGCCCCGCCCUCCCUUUCCUGAUGGUAAUAAUCACAAUCUAUCAUUCAAUCAUACGUAUUGAGCGUUCACUGUGUGCAGGGCACUGUAGCAAUGUAAUGGACACAUUCCCUGGCCACAACGAGCUUGCAGUUAACAACAACAUUGACAAAGUUGAUAAUGAUGAUGAUGAUGAUGAUGAUAGCCCUUAUUACGCACUUACAGGAUGCUAACAACUAAUAACAACUAUGUGCUUAGCAUGGGGGGAGACAUGAGAUAAUCAGGUCAGGCAAUUUCCCUCUCCCAAAUGGGCGUCACAGACUAAGUAGGAGGAAAGACAGAUGAGGAAACUGAGGCACAGAGAAGUUGAGUAACUUGACUGAGAACCCGUGGCAGAUGACUGAUGGAGCUGUGAUUCUAACGCAAGUCCUCUGAUGGUCAGGCCCUUGCACUUUCCACUAGACCAUGCUGCUUCCAGAUUGGGCUUAGCUGAGCUGUUACAAGUAGGACACGUCGCUUGGAGCAGUAGAUUUCAGAUGCAUUUUCAAUGUAAGAAUACAUGUGCCCUCUUUGAAAAUUUUCAUGUGUUAAAUUUGAUUAUGGUAUAGCAUGCUGCAAUAAUAAAAUGUCGUGAUUCUAA
Molecule: messenger RNA, 2996 nt
Organism: Tachyglossus aculeatus (Australian echidna)
Lineage: Eukaryota; Metazoa; Chordata; Mammalia; Monotremata; Tachyglossidae
Product: RING finger protein 112-like
Exons: 15
Coding region: 208-2034 (608 amino acids)
Biological process (GO): protein homooligomerization; endoplasmic reticulum organization
Molecular function (GO): GTP binding; GTPase activity
Source: RefSeq, a predicted model, not a curated record